Chlamydomonas reinhardtii is the source of this 1181-nucleotide messenger RNA. RefSeq lists its product as uncharacterized. The transcript is spliced from 5 exons. Lineage: Eukaryota; Viridiplantae; Chlorophyta; Chlorophyceae; Chlamydomonadales; Chlamydomonadaceae. Bases 85 to 516 code for a protein of 143 amino acids. The record is from RefSeq and is a predicted model, not a curated record.
CAGAACACGACCCUGCUUGCGUUCACACAAUAGUACACUGGCCUGGGAGGCUCGAAGCUAAAGCCGUAAAGGAAGCCCUUGGCAAUGUCAAACAAAUGGUGGAAUGGGCCUCAGACUACAACAGGUCGGGGCAUUUACUCGCAGUAUAACCCGGACUCCAUCAAGGAGUGGGUCGAGCGCUCGCAGUCCCCGCGCCGCGUGGGUACGUCUGACCGCUCGCUGGCGCAACUCCGCGAGCUGCAGCGGCCCACCACCACCAGCACAGGGCACCGGACCAUGGAGCCUCGCCCUGUGAAUGCGCAUGUGCAGCAGCCUCUUUCCAGCCCCAUGCUGCCCCAGUUCGUGCACCACCACCAUUUCGGCUGGCUGCCGCCCUCUCCGGAGCGCCGCGUCGGUGGUAGCAUUGCGCAUGCCUCGCCACGUCAGGCGGGUCACGGCGUGUCUUACGGCAUCGCCAACUCCCACAACCACCAAAUCCACAACACGCACAUGCUCAUUUCGGGCAGGAAACCGUGACAGUGCGGCUGUGGAUGGGCGAGCUCAACUCUUAGGUGAUAUUGCAUUGUGCAGGUAGCUCAUUUUGCAUGCUUGUUGGAUUGCGUGGUGGGCAACAGAAAGUGGUGAGUAGGCAGCGCUUAGUGCACCGAAGGGCUCAGUGGAUCCGUGCAGAAGGGAUCUAAACAGACAGGCAGGAACGUAGGCUUGACGUGGUUUUAACAUCGGUAGCGUAGGGCUAGGGCAUGAGGACUGAUCAGGCGUCCGGCGGCCUGCAGUGAGUCACAUUGCAAUCCAGGGGCGCCCCUGUUGGAAUCGAAGAUGGUACCAGUUCGUGUGGUAGGAGUGGACACGUGUGUCAUUCAUCCGUUGAACUGUAUACUGCGGUAGAGGUUGGGCCAGCUGAGCAAGCUGCGCGGGACGGUCAGUAUGCAUAAUACAAUAGAGGCACGGCUGUUGAGGGCUUACAUAGGAUACCUUGUAGGAUACCCUGCUGCGCGGGUUGCAGGAGCAGGCAGGAGCAAGUGGUUGUUCCUGGCGUGCUUUCAAGGUCGCCACGCUUUUGGCCACGUAUGGCACACAACAGCCCCUGGGCCAAUGCUUUCAAAGUUUCUGUAGAGACAAGUGCUCUUCGCUCAGCCAUGAAGGCCGAGUGUGUGCUACGGUAUCUGUACAGACACACAUCC